This is a messenger RNA of Seriola aureovittata, 6600 nucleotides long. RefSeq lists its product as uncharacterized. The record is from RefSeq and is a predicted model, not a curated record. Lineage: Eukaryota; Metazoa; Chordata; Actinopteri; Carangiformes; Carangidae. Gene Ontology annotation, cellular component: nucleus. The transcript is spliced from 5 exons. The coding region runs from base 908 to 2668 and encodes 586 amino acids.
UUCAAUUAGUAUUUAAUAUUUUUGCUUGCAGUCAGUCAGGUGUGAGUAGUUACAGCUGAGUGGUUAUAUUUCUAGAAAUGAACGAAAGCGUAGACACAGGUUAAAUUAUAUCAUAUUAUCUUGAAUAAAGCAACAAACAGUUCUAAAUCAAAAAUCAGUACAUUAAUACAUUCUCACUCUAAAUAUAUUAUUAUGUGAGAAUAAACCAGGGAGAUUAGAUGUACUACUUAACAGUAAAAAUGGCUUGAUACAGUAAAUAUUGCAUGUAGAUGCAUGUUCCCUGAAUAUAGACUUACAUCGGGCUAAGCCCCAAAUGUUUACAAUGUCUGGCUCCGCCCCUGCUGGUUUGUAGCCUGUUCACCACAAUUACUGUUUGGCACGUACAGACAGCACUGUGCUCUUUUCUUCAUUUUUUUAACUCCAUGAAAUAAAAAGCUACAGUGCAUUAACAUUUGAAUUUUUAACGCCUGUUUGCUGCAGGGUUUGCAGGGUGCACAAACUUUUGCGUGUAACUGGAACUACCUCCCACCACCAGGGGGCGGCCUCAGCAGCAGCCGGGCCUGUAACAAUAACAGGAAACUAAUUUGUUUAUGAGCCGCCACGUCCGGUUCGUCACAGCUGCUCUGUUUUCCAUUUACUCCGGAGACGUUUCUGCUUAAAAUCCGUGUCUGUUUUUGUCUCCAUCGCUUUCUAAUGUUCAAUAAACUUUGCUGCACGUACCGCUAACGCGUCCGGAAGAGUUUAACUGCGAGACAUCUGUGUGGAAGUCCCGGUGUUUGUUCUGGCGGGCUUCAUCAGCCUUAGCCUGUAGCGUUAGCCCGCCGCUCUGAACAGCGAUGUCCGCGGACAGAGUUUUUCUUUCUGCGUAUUUCGACUGUUGACUCGAACCGGAGGUCUGCCGUUCAUUAUGGCGAGUGAAAACACCGACACCAACGCGGGAAACGAUGAGGAAACCGGUCAUGCAUCCGAGACAAACGAGCACGAUUAUGCGCACGCCGCGGACACUAACUUUCCUCCCACAGAGGCGCCUUCAUUCUCCGGUACACCGGCGGAUGAGAGCGGAGUCACCGCUCAGGAAAGCUUUUCUACACCGGCUGAACACGAACAGAGCACACCGGGGCAGCCCACCGCUUCUCUACCGGUAGAGCUACCCGAACCGGUUGUUGGUGCGGAGGUGGACUGUCCCGGUGGAAACUAUGUGGAGGCUUCCUCUCCACCGCCGCCGCCGCUGCAGACCGAAGACGACCCCCAAAAGACCGCAGCGUCUGAAGUUCCCGCUGCCCCCACGCCGCCUAGCAGGGGCGGUGGCCGCCGGCGUGCCAAGCGGCCGGAGGACAAGAACUGCUCCUGUUGCAAGUCUGAGUUUGAGCGGCAGGGUCGCAGCUUUAACCGGAGGGCGGUGUACACUUUCACCACCCCGGAGACCGUGCAGUGGGCCUUCCCGGACUCUGUGGUGCACGAAAAAUCCUUCCUGUGCGAGACCUGCGCGCAGGUCAUCCGGAGCAAAGGCAAGCGCAAACAGACCGGGAAGAGGUCUCUGUGGCUGAAACCGCCUGCCACUAAACAGCCAGACGGGAGGGACAAAAAGAAGAAAGGCCGCAGGAUGGGGAAGAAGAGCAAGGCAGCGAUGCUGGUGAGCAAGUCCUGCUACAAGGCUGCUUUCAAAAUGCUGUGGUCCGCUAAAGGCGCCAGGAAGCCCAUGAUGGAGUUCUGGAGUAAACAGCUGAAAGAGGAGAUGAAGUUAUUGUCGCGACACGCAGAUAGUCCCUUUCAUCAGAAGGUGUCAAGCAGGAAGCCGCUGUCAUCCUUCCCGUGGCGACGAUGUCUGAACUGGGCCCAGGACAAAGCUCCACUCGUCACCACCUGCCUCCGCUCGCUGUUCCCCGACGUCAACGCCCUCUCCAAGAGCAGCCACCAGAUGUCGGAGGACCAGGCACAGACACUGCUGGAGCGCCGAACUGUGGUGGCGCUCUCCGUCCCGCUCUUCACCAGGAACAUAUGGAAGAACAACUUCAUGCAGGCUGCUCUGGGGGCUGAGCUCCGGCUGCAGGGCUGCUCUGGCUCUGCCCUCGACGCCCUCAACACCAUGGGACUGUGUCAAAACAAGGACACUGUCAGGUUACUGCUGCACAGGCUCCGAAACGGCAAGAAGACACAGACACAGAACGGACGACAAAGGAUAAAGCUGAAACAAGAACAGAUGAAAGGAGAGCAGAUGACGGAUGUGGAGGAAGAAGAAAUUGAGGAAGAGGAAGACGAGGAGGUGGAGGAGGAGGAAGAUGAUGAGGAUGACGUAGAAGUAGAGUUAGAAGAGGAGGAAGACGAAGAGGAGGAGGAGGACGAGGAAAUAGAGAUGGCAGUAGAGGAGGAAGAAGUGGAAGAGGAAGAGGUGCAGGACGGAGUGCAAGAAGAAGAUGAGGAGGAAGAAGAGGAGAGUCGUGCAGCAGAGGAAAAAGAAGAGAAGAAGAGGAGGAAGAAGAAGGCAAAGAAGCAGAGGAAGGAGGAGAAGAGGAAGGAGAGAGGUAAACGAAAGGUGAAGGAGAGAGAAGAGGAGGAGGAAGAGGAUGAUGAGGGUUCGGAGCAGAAGAAGAGGAGGGUGGUGGUGGUGAGGCUCGGCCUGCUGAAGGGACACUCGGAGGUCGGACGAUCCGACCUUUCAGCUCCCUAAGACAUUGGCCACACCCAUGGACUAAACAGGCCACGCCCCGAACCAGAGCAGGACAGAGGCCCCGCCCUUGUCUUUGGGCAGGGUUGUGAAAGGCAUUCUGGGAAAUGUAGUAAGUCAGUAACUGUAGAGGGAAACUGAUGACAGCUUUACUUAAAUGGGAUAUUAAAAAAAAUCAGGUUGAGACAGAAAUUAAUUGAGGCCAGAAAAGCCUCUGAAACACAAAACCGCUUCACUGAACUAACAAUAAAGCCACAGCUGAUCGAUCACAUGAUUAUCUGCAUCAUUUUUACCCCUCGUGUGUCUCAGGUUACAUCUCAGAUUCACUAUCAGAAAAAUUACUUCCUCUCUUAUUCCACCUUCCAUACAUACGGAGCAGCAGCUUCCAGAAUACUUUCUUUUUUUUUUUUUUUUGGUAAGAUUUUCGUUUACAGGUCCCAUCGUUUCUUGUUGAUUAAUACUAGAGAGGAAGUGAUCUGUAAAUGUAAAAUCUUACGAAGGUUUCUGAACAUAACUGUGUCAUUUGGUGCUAAAUAUAGAGACAAUGGUAGAAUGGAGUUGAAUGCUAUGUCCGGAUGGACGUUUUGCGAAUACACCGAUCUGUCUGAUUGGUGUAAAAUUGUAAUAAUUUGAAAAUGGUUUUAAAAAAAAAAAAAAAAUUUUUAACAAGAAAGUCCGUACCAUACGAAUUAAGUUUGAUGAUUUCAUGUUCUGCUGUUCUGAUACUAGAGUACUGCUGACAGGUGUAUCUGUAUUUCACUAUGAGACACAGUCAGUUUAGGUUUUAUGCUGCUCCACGGUCAUGUAAUAGUUUUAAGAUAAAUAAAGUUUUAAGGAUAAAUAGAUGGAUAACAGUUAAGCACUUGAACCAAAACUGGCAGAUUGAAGGAUAAAUAUGCUCGUAAACAACGACUGACAUCAACAACAUCUGCAGCCUCUACCUCCUUAGUGUCCCUGUCUUUUGGUGACAUGACUCACCACAGUCAGACCGUUAAUAAUUUUCUGAUACCAUGAGCUUUUGUUCAUAGUCCCUGCUGUGUCAUAGACUCAUGCAUUAUGUCAUUUGUUUCACUUCAGUGUCUUAAGAUCUAUAAUAAAAUUUAUUGGUGAAAAUUGCAACCUCAGGUCAUCCACAUCCUUCAAAUAAACGGAAAGUAAUUAUUUUUCUUUAAUAUUACAACUCGAGCUGCAGUGAUAAGCUGAUAAAUUGAUUAGUUAAUCAGCCAAAAAUAAAUUUGCCACUAUUUCGAUAAUCCAUUAAUCGUUAGGAUUCAUUCUCUGGCUUCAGCGGCUUCACUGUGAGGAUUUGCCACUCUUUGUUUUAUAUCAUUGUAAAUUAGGUAAAGCUUUGGGUUUUGAACUGUCCGUCACAAAAUAAGACAUUUGUCUUGUUGGACUAUAGAGAACCAUCAUGUACAUUUUCACAAUUUUUUUUAAUAUUUUAUAUAAAGCAACAAUUGAUCAAGUGAAAAAACAAAUCAAAAAUGAAAAGCCUCAUUACAACUUAUUCUCAUAAAAUAGAAUUUUUCCUCAAAAUUACAAAAUUUCCCACAAAACAAUACGACAUGCUCUAUUAUUAAGUUUCAGUGAUCAGUCAAUACAGUUGAUAAAUUCCAAUUAAUUGUUAUGCUGCUUACAGGCCGAACGCGACUUGCGCUGCGCUCGCCGCGCGGUUCGGCGCGCUGUCCGGUGAAGUCGCGGGGGACAGAGCAAAAAUGGGCGGAGUUUCCAAAACUUCUAGCGGGACCACGAGCGGGACACGUCCACGCUUUUGCGUUCCGUUGUUGAAAGAUGUAUCUUAGCUACAGGCUUUUAAAACCAUGGAUUGUUUAUCUAAAAAAACACCUGACGUACCUACUUGGUGAGAAAUCUGUCGCCAUGAGAGGGCUUUCCUGCCGACGUCCCGGUACAAGCGCAAGCUUGUAUGACAUAUUUAGGGGUAUUCUGAGACGCACAGAAUCAGUUUCUCCGCCAUUAUUGUUUUGCGCCGUUUUUUAAUUACUGUGUUUCAAUUGGCUGCGCGGAUGAGCGUCACAGCGCACGUGCUCGCCGUUAGAAACAAUGAGCGUCAGAGCGCAGCGGUGACGUUGCCGCGUUCUGUCUGUCAGCAGCUUUAGUUUAAUGCUGCAGCUGAAUAUGGAAAACUAUUCAGUUGUGUGUGGUUGUAAAUUACAGGUAACCAACCAGUAAUUAAUAUUGCAAAGUCAAUUUCUAAUAAACAAACAGGUUUAAAUUCAUUUGUUUUCUUUAGUUGUUUUUUUUUUUUAACAUUUUAACAGUUUUCUCAACUAUUUGUAAAUUUAACCAAUCUGUGUCUCUUCUUCAUCUCCUAGUGUCUUAAAACCAUAUCUACAUGUACUCUUUCAAAAACAUUUCACUGUAGUUAGCUCCAAUUACCUUUUUUUUUUUUUUUCUUUUUACAAAAGCAUUUCUGGCCUUCAGGGGGAAAACAAAGCUCCACUUGGUGUGAAAGUAUGAGUGCUUCAUGGAGGCUGGACAACCCCAAACAUGCCUUGAAUAAAGCCAUCAGCGAUCACCGAUAACUCUCUGUAAAUGUUUAAAUGUCUGACAGGUAUGUUACAGAUGAGUGACCAUCAGCAGCAGUCGCUUCUGUUCUACAUGUUUAUCCAGCUGCUGCACGUUAAAGUGGUGAAAAUGGUUUUAUUUUCUGAUCCUGACUUGGGUUGGAAUUUCUUCAUUUAACGUCACAGCAGCUCUUUCAUUUCAGAGUUUAGUUGUGCAUCUCCUCUGUCAUAAAGUUUAUAAACUCACAGGAAGAGAAUCUGGUUUGAUAUUUUUUUUUGUUUUCAACACUGUGGAAGUCUCAAGCUGAGUCUGUUUAUAGUCUGAAGCUGUGUGUGUUUCUUCUUUUAAAUUGUUUCUGUGAGCUGAGUGGAUGCACAGCUGAUUGAAGGACCUGGGAUAUAUCGCUUUAUUAUUUUUUUCUAAUUGUCUGUUGGCUGCAGUGAACCCAACAGCACAGAUUCACGGCUUCAGUGUGUUCGCUUGAAGCACGUUGAGGCCUUUGUGCUGUGUUCACGUCAUCUGGGAUUGGGGAGAUCAGAGAUGGGGCAUAUUGUUUCUGAAUUGCAAGCUUUAAUGUUAUCUGCCAACUGAGGAUGGCUGCAUGAUCACAGUUGGUCGUAUGUGGAUUAAAAAUACUGUCCAUUGACACUAUAAAACUGUAACCGACUGUAGUUGACAGUAAAUAUCCGUGUUUGCAGAUAAUAUCAAAUCUAUUUUCUAAUUUCAUAAUUACAACUUUGAUGUUUAAACAAAUCUUAUUUACAGGUGGAAUAACUGCCAUUUACUGUAACCCCAACAUGACAUGAACGCAGCAUUAGAGCCCUAUAAAAAAAAAGCUUUUAAGAUAAAGUUCAUAAUUCAUAAAUAAAUCUCAUGAUUAACAUCAAAAAUCUCAUUUUUGAUGAAUAUUUUUUCUAACAAUCCAGAUAUUCAUCAGAAUUCAAAAAAUAAUCUACAUUUUUUCUCCUGUUAAUAAUUUCAGAAUAAUGUAUGAAGUAUUUCCAAGAGAAAAUUAAAACCAUGUGACAUUCUUCUUUCCAGGAGAUAAUUAAGAAAUUAAAGACCUAUAAAAUAAAGUGUUUAAAGAGUUUAAUAAUAAUGUUUAAUAAAGUAUUUUUGGUCACAGAAUGAUUUCAGUUUGUCAGCACUUCUCUCUCCUGGUCAGAAAACUUUGGAAUGAAAGUUUGUGAACCAAGAGAUGAUGCGUCAUAGUUUUCUUUAUAAUGAGGGUUCGAUCUUUGAGUUUCUCAAAGGUUCUUUGGUAAAUGUUUUUGUUUUUAUGCGUUUGAGUUGAUGACUGUGACAGGUGUGUUUUCUGACUGUUGAUCUCAGAUCUGAUGUUCAGCCACUGACUCUGAUCCCUGCUGGUUCCUCUAAACAUUUGCCAAUAAAAAAUGUUUAAGGCUUCA